CUAUUAUAUCGUUAAAAAUUCAUGGGGUGAAUCAUGGGGAAAUGAUGGUUAUAUCUGGAUGUCACGUAAUAAGAAAAAUCAAUGUGUUGAUUUGUAUCCUGCAUUCUAUAAUUUAAAUAAACGUUUAAAUUCAAUAUUAAAUGAUAACAAUCUAUUAGUUGGUAUUGAUGUAGUUACAAUUAAAACAUGUGAUACAAAUUAUUUAUGUAGUACUUUAAUUUCAUUAUGUUCAUCACGAAUUUUAUAUGUAAAUUUACGUAAUCACUGCUCAUUUCCAGCAGAAUUUCAAUUUCGUAUUAAUGAAUUUUUACAAUUACGCUCAUUUGCCAUACUAUAUCCAUCUAAAAAACAAAUACAUUAUUAUUUUCCAUUAUUUCAACAUACAACAAAUUUAGAACGUUUCUUCUAUAUUAAAACAAACACAAUAAAAUAUGAAAAAAAAAAUUAUCAGUUACCAUUAUCAUUAUCAUAUUGCCAUUUAGCAACACUGUGUGAAUAUAA
Messenger RNA from Didymodactylos carnosus, 501 nucleotides. The record is from the annotation of a GenBank genome assembly. Lineage: Eukaryota; Metazoa; Rotifera; Eurotatoria; Philodinida; Philodinidae.